This is a messenger RNA of Penicillium atrosanguineum, 1254 nucleotides long. Its product is annotated as Zn(II)2Cys6 transcription factor domain-containing protein. Gene Ontology annotation, biological process: regulation of DNA-templated transcription. Gene Ontology annotation, molecular function: zinc ion binding; DNA-binding transcription factor activity, RNA polymerase II-specific. Bases 1 to 1254 code for a protein of 417 amino acids. The record is from RefSeq and is a predicted model, not a curated record. The transcript is spliced from 2 exons. Lineage: Eukaryota; Fungi; Ascomycota; Eurotiomycetes; Eurotiales; Aspergillaceae.
AUGAAUUCGAAAUCAACCAUGAAAAUCAGAAAACAAGGCCCACCGCGAAAAAAGGCUUGCCAGAGUUGCACGGACUCCAAGGUCCGAUGUAGCCUGGAGAGGCCGACCUGUUCGCGAUGCUGGACUCGCGGCAAGCAGUGUCGGUAUCCCGAGGGUUCAAGUGACGUACAUCGGUCAAGCCCUGGGGCUUCGAGUAUAAGGCACUCAGCAGAUGAGAGCCUCGGCUUUGAGCCGUCAAUUGCAGACUUUUCCACUACCUCGACCACAACAGCAUUCUCGAGUCCAGUGUCUGGUCAUGCGUCGAAUAUACCAAACAUUUAUUCUCAGCACGAAUCUGCGCGGAAUGUGGACAUUGGUCUGACUUUUGAUCAUGUUGACCUCAUGCCAAUGGCAGACGCCGAGAAUAUCCGUGAUCGCUGGCUGCAGCCUUACCUUCUUCCUGGGACGGGGCAGCUCCCCAAGCUGUUCAGCCCGUUUACCGUGCAGUUCCUCGCUUGCGUGCUUCGCUCAUACCCCAACCAUCUUCUCGACGAGCACAGCCUCCCUCCAUUUAUUCACCCAUUGCAGCUCAACAACAAGCCGAUGCCGCGAACAAUUGCAAAUUGCUUUUCUCUGGUGCGCAUGUGGAUGAACAGAGUUGAGGGAAGCGAGGCAAUUGUCUUAUCAACCGUCAGACAGGAGAUGGAGAGGCUAUCCCGAGAGGAUGCAACAAGUGACUUUGACACAUUAUGUUCCUUCCAAGUAUACCUCAUCUACUUAUUAACAGUUUACUUCUCCCCAGUCGACAACGCCUCCCUAGUAGACGACAUGAGUAUGAUAACCCUCCAAGACCUCGCCUUCCGCACCGCAAAAGCAGGAUUUACCUGCAAAGCGGAGCUUUCGCGCACGCGGCCAACUUGGGAAUCCUGGAUCAUCGCCUCUUCCAAACGACGUACGCUGUUCACAAUGUACCUCUUCACGAAUGUGUACAACUCCGACAACGGUCUUCCGAAUUUCGUGUCGGAUGAGUUGAGGGAUAUUUUUGUUCCUGAGAGUAAAGCACUGUGGGAGGCUUCUGAUCGAGUUUCUUGGACGAGGGAGUAUAACCGGCACCUGUCGAAAUGGGAGGAUGGGAUGCUGCAAAUUUCGGAGCUGUGGAGAUCGUCGGAGACGGGAUCGGAGGCGAGGAGGAAACGGAUUGGGUUGUGGGUACAGUCGACAGAUGAGUUUGGGAUGAUGCUUUUUGCAGUGUGUGCGCAUAUCCAUGGUUGCUGA